AUGAAUCGAGAAAGAGUCCCUACACGACGCGCGCGACCGCUCGAGCGCGAGACACGUCGACGCGUCCGCGCGCGCGCGCGAGAGAUGCUCGACCGCGACGGGACGGUGGAUCUGCGACUGCGCGUCGCGGGACGGGAGGCGCAGCGCGAGUUGUGGGUGACGUGCGAGCCGUUCGAGACGAGUGAUGAGACAUCGCGGAGAAACGACGACGACUCGGUGGAAAACGACGACGACGACGACGACGACGACGGGCGAGGCGCGAGCGGACGGGAGGGGACGCGGCACGCAUCGAUGCUGCGCGAACUCGGACGCGGCGAGGACGGGGUGACGAUCGUGGGAUUUUGGGAGACGCGCGGGACGCCGGACCCGCUCGCGGCGCUGCACUUCUUGUCGAGGCGGAGCGCGGGGGCGCCGGCGUUUCGAUGCUCGCCGAAGAGUGGGUUGAACGACGAUUUGAAGAAGGCGAUCGAGGAUUUACACGAGGAGAUGGUGCGAGAGAAUAAGAGCGCGGUGAUGCCGCCGACGAGCGGGGGACGGAUGGGCGAGCUGCACCUGGUGGCGGUUCCGGACGCCGAGACGGUAGCGGCGGGCGAUGGCGAUCGCGGUGCGCGUAACCCGAAGACGAUGUUCGUGGCGUUUCAGACGGAUGAGAUGGCGCCGGCGUACGCGCAGGGAUUGCUGAAGCAUAAUCGUUUGGUGGUGGUUUUGGAUUUGGACGAGACGUUGGUGCAGGCGACGACGCUGCACGCGUUGGACCGCAGGAUCGAGACCGCGCGGUCGAAGAUGUUGAGCUUGAUGAAAUUUGAUUUUAACAAUCCCCGUUUGACAACGGUGAUGAUUGAUGAGGUGAAGAAGGAAAAGCAAGCGUGCGAGACAGCGCUUCGAAGGUCGCAGUUGGAUCGUCAAAUGUUGAUGCAAUUCGUCACCGAGGGCGCAGUGACGGUGAAUAAUCGACGUUCGGUGACGAUUCCCGAGAUUGAACCUCUGUCGAACGGUAUGCAAAGGCUUCGAAAUGUCAUCCGAAUCCCGAGUCCGCACACGAAGGGGGCGAUGCUGGCGUUCACGUUGAUUGAUCCGAGCAGCCCGGCGACGGCGAUGCUGGUACACAUUCGCCCUGGGUGGGGCGAGCUGCGCUCGUAUUUGUCCGGAUCUGAUCGCGGCUCCAAGCGCGCCGAGACGUUCGUGUGCACGAUGGCGAAUAUCGACUACGCGCGCGAGAUGUGCAGGCUGCUAGAUCCGCACGGCACCGUGUUUGAUCCGGCGCAACUCGACAAACGCAUCAAGUCGGUCAAACCGGACGAACUCAAGUCUCUCUCGGACACGUGUGGGUUGCACUUUCCAAGCGAGCUUGCGGUGAUCGUCGACGACAGAACGGCCGUGUGGGAGCCGAGCGCACAAUCACACAUCUUAGCCGUGACGCCGUUCAUGCCGUACGGCACCGAUGUUGAGUUUGGUACGGGAAUCGAGCAGAACGAGGCGAGUGGAUCAGGAGGCGUUCUCGGCAAGGUACAGAGCAUGCUGGAGACCGUUCGGUUGCGUUGGCACAUGGACUACGGCAAGUUUGCCGCGAAAGCACGCAUGCACGUGCACGAUACAGCAUCGUUCGGAGCCAUUCGAGCUAGGAAGGUAGGCGAAGGGGAAGACCAGCCGACUUCAACGGGAACAUCCGUCGACACGUUGCGCGCUGAGCACAAUCGCAAAAAAUCUGAGCGACUCUUCUACCCUCCGAAUACAGGAGACCUCCUUCAGCCCUUGAUGGAAAUCGAAGCGAAAGAUGCGGCGUUAAACAUCGCGGAGAGAGGUGGUGCGACGAGGGCAGCCGCUGGUUCGGGCUCGCGCCUCGCCGCCGCCCUCGGGGUGCUUAGUAGGCCGAAGAACAACGCUAAAUCUCAACAGAAGGUUUGCGAGCAAGAGGUUGAAGAACUAAAGGUCGACAUUAAGUCCGAGCCAGAAGACAUGUUCCCGGCGUCGCUGUUCCGGGAACAGCGGAAGAGCGCGCCUGAGGAGGUCAAGCCUAUGCACUCGACGAUGGAUGAUACACCCACUGCGAAAGCUCCAGCCAAACAAGCAAAGAGUAGCCCGCAGAAACCUCUGUCCGGUACCAAGCACGGGCGCGAUACGGAUGUCUCGGACUCAAACUCGGGGACAGAGCCCGAGUCUGAAUCCGAACCAGAAGUGGUCGAGGACGAGGAAGAGGAGGAGGAGGAGGAGGAGGAGGAGGAGUACGAAGAGGAGUACGAAGAGGAGGAGGAAGAGGAGGAGGAGGAGGAGGAGGAGGUCGAUGGAGAUAAAAACGACGAUGACGAGCAACCACGUUCGAAGGAGCCCUCAGGGAAAAAUAUCGCACGUUCAAAACAGGUGAAGCCCGCAAUAGCGAAGAAGCCCGCAGCGAAAAAAACCGCACGUCCAACAAAAGUCUUUAGGGUGGGCAGUCGGGCGUCGAAUCGAUUAUCACAGUCGCAAUAG
Ostreococcus tauri is the source of this 2466-nucleotide messenger RNA. RefSeq names its product NLI interacting factor. Lineage: Eukaryota; Viridiplantae; Chlorophyta; Mamiellophyceae; Mamiellales; Bathycoccaceae. Gene Ontology annotation, molecular function: RNA polymerase II CTD heptapeptide repeat phosphatase activity. The coding region runs from base 1 to 2466 and encodes 821 amino acids. The record is from RefSeq and is a predicted model, not a curated record. The transcript has a single exon.